AUCAUGUUGUCUAAUUGCAACGAUUACAGCAAUAAUGUAGUCAUUCAAGUCGACAGCCCUAAUGUUCAGUAUUCUAAAGACUAUAUUGAGUCCACAAUAGAAUAUCCAGUCAAUUAUGUCACGGACCAAGAUAACACAAUAGUGGUAAAAACUACUGUUACGAAACUAAAGAUUCGCACAAAAAGAACAGUGCCUAAAACUGGAAUCAUGAUGGUGGGUUUAGGAGGUAACAAUGGUACAACAAUAACUGCGGGGAUUUUAGCUAAUAAGUAUGGUUAUACUUGGGAAACUACAAGUGGAAUUAAGACUCCAAAUUGGUUUGGAUCUAUUUCACAAUCAUCUACCAUACGCAUAGGAAUGGACCCAAGUGGAAAAGAUGUUUAUGUACCAUUGAAAAGUUUGGUUCCCAUGAUUAAUCCAAAUGACAUAGAAAUUGAUGGAUGGGAUAUAUCUUCACUUGACUUAGGUCAAUCAAUGAAAAGAGCUCAAGUAUUAGAUAUUGAUUUACAAAAAAAACUUAUGAAGCAUAUGUGUGAAAUUAAACCACGGGCAUCAAUUUAUGCACCUGAUUUCAUUGCAGCGAAUCAGUCUAAUAGAGCUGACAAUUUAAUUAAAACUGAUAAAAAAUCUGAAGCUCUCGAUCAAAUUCGAGCUGACAUUAGAGAUUUUAAAAAAUCUAAAUGUUUAGACCAAGUAAUUGUUUUGUGGACAGCUAACACAGAAAGAUUUUGUGAAGAAAUGGAAGGACUCAAUGACACGUCAGAUAAUUUAUUGCGAUCAAUUUGUAAAAAUGCUUCUGAAAUUUCUCCUUCAACUCUGUUUGCUGUUGCAUCAAUACUUGAAGGUUGCACUUAUAUAAAUGGUUCUCCAUCAAAUACAUUUGUAAAGGGUGUUGUUGAACUAGCUGAAAAGUGGGGUGUUCAUAUUGCAGGAGAUGAUUUCAAAUCAGGUCAAACAAAACUAAAGUCUGUGCUUGUGGAUUUUCUUGUUAGUGCUGGUAUCAAACCAGUUUCAAUUGUUAGUUACAAUCAUUUAGGAAAUAAUGAUGGUUACAAUUUAUCAGCACCUCAACAAUUUCGGUCUAAAGAAAUUUCUAAAAGUAAUGUUGUAGAUGAUAUUGUACAAUCUAAUAACAUAUUAUACAAACCAAAUGAAAAGCCAGACCACUGUGUUGUCAUCAAGUAUGUCCCAUUUGUUGGUGAUUCUAAAAGAGCUAUGGAUGAAUACUCAUCAGAAAUAUUUAUGAAUGGAAAAAAUACAAUGAUUAUUCAUAAUACAUGUGAAGAUUCAUUAUUGGCCUCCCCAAUAAUAUUAGAUUUAGUAAUAUUAGCUGAUGUUUUUAAUAGAAUUGAAAUUGGAUCGGAUAAAUCCGAUUAUACACCUUUGCAUCCUAUUUUAUCUGUAUUAUCAUACAUGUUGAAAGCUCCUAUUGUACCAAAAGGAGCACCUGUUGUAAAUUCCCUUUUCCGUCAAAAAACAUGCAUAGAAAACAUACUUAGAGCAUGCUUAGGUUUGCCAGCUGAAAGUAAUAUGCUGUUGGAGUACAUGUUACCUGCUAAGAUUUUUGUAGACUCAGAUGAUCAAAAUCAAAUUGUUUACACAUGUCCAAAAUGUCAAUCAUAAUAUUAACAACAUAGAAUUAUAUAUAUUUAUUUAUUUAAUUAAAUAUAUAUUUAUAUUGCUUUA
Messenger RNA from Daktulosphaira vitifoliae (grape phylloxera), 1686 nucleotides. It is a transcript of the gene Inos, whose product is annotated as inositol-3-phosphate synthase. The transcript is spliced from 5 exons. The coding region runs from base 4 to 1623 and encodes 539 amino acids. NCBI's taxonomy places the organism in Eukaryota, Metazoa, Arthropoda, Insecta, Hemiptera, Phylloxeridae. Gene Ontology annotation, molecular function: inositol-3-phosphate synthase activity. Gene Ontology annotation, cellular component: cytoplasm. Gene Ontology annotation, biological process: inositol biosynthetic process; phospholipid biosynthetic process. The record is from RefSeq and is a predicted model, not a curated record.